Molecule: messenger RNA, 546 nt
Organism: Spirodela intermedia
Lineage: Eukaryota; Viridiplantae; Streptophyta; Magnoliopsida; Alismatales; Araceae
Source: the annotation of a GenBank genome assembly
AUGGUCGACCUCAACACGGUCUGCUGCAUGUGUGGCGACGUUGGCUUCCCCGACAAACUCUUCCGAUGUGCCCGAUGCUUCUCUCGGUUCCAGCACUCGUACUUCCUCUCUCCCUUCCCCCACCGCCCCUCCUCUCUCUCUCUCUCUCUCUCUCUCUGUCUAUCUCUCAAUCCAUGGUCCUUACAACGCUUCUACUCGUUCUCUGGUUAUUCAUGCCGCUCCUCGCACUGAAUCUUCAGGUAUUGUAGCAACUACUACGAGGACACCUCGGAGGCGGUCGGGUUCUGCGACUGGUGCCGCAGUGAUGAACGCAAGUCCUCAAGGAAGCAGAAAGGAGCCCAAACCAAGAAGUCCUCGGUAGGGAAGGAUCAGGCUGCGCUGACGGGCUACCAGGCAGACCACCCAGGCGACGAGAAGGCCAAGCAGGAUGGAGGAAGCUACCGGGAGGAUGGCGGCAGUGCCCGUGGCAAGAGCACCAGCGGGGCGGGGCCGUCAACUCGGCCGUCGGGACGCCGGUAUAAGCUACUGAAGGAUGUGUUGUGCUGA